This is a messenger RNA of Callithrix jacchus (white-tufted-ear marmoset), 2248 nucleotides long. It is a transcript of the gene H4C16, whose product is annotated as H4 histone 16. NCBI's taxonomy places the organism in Eukaryota, Metazoa, Chordata, Mammalia, Primates, Cebidae. Gene Ontology annotation, molecular function: structural constituent of chromatin; protein heterodimerization activity; DNA binding. The record is from RefSeq and is a predicted model, not a curated record.
GCCCUGGUCGGUGACUGGCAGUCACAGUGAGCAGCACGCUCUCUGCCUGAGUCGGAGCUGAGUUUUCAGAAUGUCUGGUCGAGGUAAAGGCGGCAAGGGGCUGGGGAAGGGAGGCGCCAAGCGCCACCGGAAGGUGCUGAGGGACAACAUCCAAGGCAUUACUAAGCCCGCGAUUCGCCGCCUCGCUCGACGUGGGGGCGUCAAGCGCAUCUCUGGCCUCAUCUACGAAGAGACCCGCGGAGUCCUCAAAGUCUUCCUGGAGAAUGUGAUCCGGGACGCAGUGACUUACACGGAGCACGCCAAGCGCAAGACGGUCACGGCCAUGGAUGUGGUGUACGCGCUGAAACGCCAGGGCCGCACCCUUUAUGGCUUCGGCGGCUGAGCUGUCCCCACAGCUUCUCUCUAGAUUCCAAAGGCCCUUUUCAGGGCCCCCAGGCCGUCACAGAAAGAGCUGUUAACACUUGUAGAUACUGGGUAAACAUCAGCCCUUUAGAUGACGCGUUCCGGAUACCGGGAGUGGGACAUUGCCGGCCGGAGCAACUGCUCGGAAUUAGCCUUGGCGGGCGCGGGGAGGACUAGACCUCAGGGCGGGGACUCCGCGUGCGCUUAGGAACGACCGUGGGAGGUGUCGCGCCACGCAGUAGUGACCUCCCACUUCAGUGCACCUAAAAUGCAGACUGCGGACUCUUUAGAAGUGUUUCUAAACUGGUCUCGGGCUUCUAAGCAGCCUUGUCGUUGGGCCAUUAGCACGUAUAGAAUGGCUUCCCUGUAAGCCCGGGCUUAGGUGACUUCCCGCCGGCCUUUGGCGGGAGCGUGACGCGUCAGAGGGCGGAUCUUGUGGGUGCAGGGCCAGCUAGACCGCAGGAAAUGGGAGGUCGCAGCACCCAGUAGGAGCACGCCUCUACCUGCAACCCCGAAAGCGUUGAAUGCAGCCCUACUGUGGCGCGUUGUAGUCUUACUAGCUACUAUUUAACUUCAUCGCUGAAGUUCUAAGUGAGAGCUGACCAAGCUCAGAUGCUGAGAGCUAGGUGAUCGGGCAAAGCUCGCGGCGUCCUGCUGUUCCCGUAGCCAACUGCGUCGAGUUGCCCACACCGAGCGGGUGAGUUCCUGCUCCACUACCUGGCGGCGGGCGUGGAGUCGGCAGGCAGCGGGGGUCACGCCGGCAAGAAAAGCCAGAUCUCUACCUGCAGGUCGCCAAGGUGCCGGGAGUCCUCCGCUUCCUGCAGUGUGCCCAUCACAAGUGACCCUGUAGCAGCCGGAAGAUAAGCCCUGGCUUCCGACUAAAGGCCCUUUUCAGCCUGGGGAGAUUAUAUAUAUAUAUAUAUAUAAUAUAUAUAUAUAUAUACACACAUACACAUACAUAUACGUAUAUAUAUACACAUAUAUAUAUUUAGUAGAGACGGGAUUUCAUCAUGUUGGCCAGGCUGGUCUUGAGCUCCUGACCUCAGGUGAUCUGCCCACCUUGGCCUACCAAAGUUCUAGGAUUAUAGGCUCUGCCUCCUUUUAUUAUAUGGCUUCUUAACAUAUUCCCUGGGUAAUCUUACACCUUUCUACGGCUUCACAUCUUACCUAUGGACUCCAAGUCUCUGUUGACAAUUCAGACCAAUCUCCUUAGCGCCAAACCUGGAUUUCCUACCUAAUAUUAACUCCUCUAAAAUUUCCGCAGUCACCUAUUGCUCAACAUGUUUAAAAUGGAAUUAAUUUUCUCACAGAUUUAAUCUUCCUAUUUUGUUACCAGAAAGGCAGAAACUUGGGACUUUUCCCAUUCUUAUCUCUCCCUCUGUCGCCCUCUGCUGUCCACCCUGACAUCUACUCUCCAUUUGAACAUUGUAAGAAUCCAUUCCGUCUUUUUUUAAUCACUUUUUAGUUUAGUUCCUCACUGAUUUACAGUUUAAUUUUUAUUUUAAUUUGGAGUCUCAUUCUGUCACCUAGGCUGGAAUGCAAUGGCAUGAUCAUAGGUCACUGCAGCCUUGAACUCCUGCUCUAGCGAUCCUCCUGCCCUGACCUCCAAAAGCAGUGGGAUUACAGGCAUGAGCCACCAUGCCCAGCACUGGUUUCCAGUUUUAAUCAUUACCCACAGAUGUGGGGCUAUGUACCCAGCACUGUGCUAAGUACAUUAUCUGUCUGCUUUUCUUACAUUGAUCCUCAAGAACAUUCCUACGAAAUAAACGUAUUGCCCUCGUUUAUACUGAAGAUGUUAAUAAAUGACAAAACAACUAAUGAAUAAAUGAGCCUCGGUUUAAAAUCA